GCCUGAUUACUAAUUGUUAGCUCGCAAUUGAAUAAUGAAGUCCACACUGGUGCUUUCCUUACUGGUGGUAGCCGUUUCGGCAUCAACUCUACCGGAACAAGAUCGCCGCGUCAUCGGAGGUUCGCUAGCCGAAACAGGACAAUUUCCGUACGCGGUAGGACUGAUCACCAGGAUAAACAUUUUACUGACAGGACAAUGCUCGGGAGUUUUACUUUCAAGGACUGCAAUUCUCACAUCAGCUAGCUGUGUUUCUGGCGUUCAAAGCGCGGAAGUAGUAAUGGGUGGCCUCCGGAUCAACGAUGGAAGCGAGUCGGGUCAAGUUCGCAUGACAGCAACACAAUUUAUCAUUCACAACGGCUUCCUGGAAGAUACGGAGAACUAUGAUGUCGCAUUGGUUAUCCUUCCGAUCCCUGUAACACUGAGCGUAACGAUCAUGCCAGUACGUCUGCCGAACCGUCGUCAAGUGGAAGCCACCUUUGUCGGACAGCAGGCAACAUUCAUGGGUUGGGGCAGAUUUGGCGACGGUACGACCAAUUCCGAUGUCUUGCGCUUCGGAAGAUCCCAGGUUAUCAGUAACUUGGCUUGCACUGUUAGCUUGAUAACGAACACCAUCCUGAGUGAACACAUCUGUACGGAAGGAUUCGACCUGUCCGCUGGACGCGGUUCGCCCUGCCAGGGUGAUAGCGGAGCUCCCUUGACGAUAGUCGAUGCCGAUGGAAUAACUACUCUAAUCGGUGUCUUCUCGUUCCAUUCCAUUUUGGGCUGCGAUAGCGGACGGGCCACCGUUUUCACUCGCAUGUCUGCAUAUCUGGACUGGAUUGCAAACAAUUCCGAUGUUACCAUUCGGGAUGACUUCUAAUGGUUGUGUUUACGUAGUGACUCAAAUAAUAAACGAUCGGAACAAAACAAUUGUGCUGUGCUGAAGAGAGAUAGUGUUUCGUUAUAAUAAAUAAUAUAACAAAACCAAUAUCCCGUUGAUCUUAUAAUAAAUUUUCAACGUAUCAA
This is a messenger RNA of Wyeomyia smithii (pitcher-plant mosquito), 1005 nucleotides long. Its product is annotated as brachyurin-like. The transcript is spliced from 2 exons. Gene Ontology annotation, molecular function: serine-type endopeptidase activity. The record is from RefSeq and is a predicted model, not a curated record. Gene Ontology annotation, biological process: proteolysis. Lineage: Eukaryota; Metazoa; Arthropoda; Insecta; Diptera; Culicidae. Bases 35 to 859 code for a protein of 274 amino acids.